Candoia aspera is the source of this 12875-nucleotide messenger RNA. RefSeq names its product LDL receptor related protein 4 (gene LRP4). NCBI's taxonomy places the organism in Eukaryota, Metazoa, Chordata, Lepidosauria, Squamata, Candoiidae. The transcript is spliced from 35 exons. Gene Ontology annotation, molecular function: calcium ion binding; protein binding; hormone binding. The record is from RefSeq and is a predicted model, not a curated record. Bases 1 to 5421 code for a protein of 1806 amino acids. Gene Ontology annotation, biological process: receptor-mediated endocytosis. Gene Ontology annotation, cellular component: plasma membrane; apical plasma membrane; signaling receptor complex.
AUGCUGUGUUUGACAAGUUUUCUUUUUAUGGGUUGUGCUUCUACAGCUCCACGGGAAUGUGAGGAGGACGAGUUCUCAUGUCAGAAUGGAUACUGCAUACGCAGCCUAUGGCACUGCGAUGGUGACAAUGACUGUGGAGACAACAGUGAUGAGCAGUGUGAUAUGAGAAAGUGUUCAGACAAAGAGUUCCGCUGCAGUGAUGGUAGCUGCAUAGCUGAACACUGGUUCUGUGAUGGUGAUACUGACUGCAAGGAUGGCUCUGAUGAAGAGAACUGCCCAUCAGAUGUUCCAGCAGCAACAUGUAGCCUGGAGGAAUUCCAGUGUGCCUACGGGCGUUGUAUCCUAGACAUUUACCACUGUGAUGGAGAUGACGACUGUGGGGAUUGGUCUGAUGAAUCUGAUUGUUCCUCUCACCAGCCUUGCCGCUCUGGAGAGUUCAUGUGCAACAGCGGCUUGUGCAUUAAUGCUGGCUGGAGAUGUGAUGGUGACUUUGACUGCGAUGACCAGUCGGAUGAGAAAAACUGCACUACCUCUAUGUGCACAGCAGACCAGUUCCGUUGUAAAUCUGGCCGCUGUGUCCGCCUGUCUUGGCGCUGUGACGGGGAGGGCGACUGCUCUGAUUACAGCGAUGAGGAAGACUGUGAGGACUCAGGAAUCCCACAAUGUUCCCCUGACCAAUUUCUGUGUAGAAACGGGCGCUGCAUUGGCCAACGGAAGCUGUGUAAUGGUGCCAACGACUGUGGGGAUGGCAGUGAUGAGAGCCCUGUCCAAAACUGCCGUCCUCGAACUGGAGAGGAAAACUGUAAUGUCAACAAUGGGGACUGUGCCCAGAAGUGCCAGAUGAUUCGUGGUAUAGUGCAGUGUACCUGCCACACGGGUUACAGGCUUCUGGAGGAUGGUAGAUCAUGUCACGAUGUGAAUGAAUGCGCAGAGGAAGGUUAUUGCAGUCAGGGAUGCACCAACAGUGAGGGUGGUUUCCAGUGCUGGUGUGAGCAGGGCUAUGAACUUCGCCCAGACAAGCGCAGCUGCAAAGCACUGGGGCCAGAACCUGUGCUGCUUUUUGCCAAUCGAAUUGAUAUCCGACAGGUCUUACCCCAUCGCUCAGAGUACACUUUGCUUCUGAACAACCUUGAAAAUGCUAUUGCACUGGAUUUCCACCAUAGCAGGGAAUUAGUAUUCUGGUCUGAUGUCACACUGGACCGCAUUAUGAGGGCCAAUCUGAAUGGUAGCAAUGUGGAAGAAGUAGUGUCUACAGGACUGGAGAGUCCAGGUGGGCUGGCCAUUGACUGGAUCCACGACAAGUUAUAUUGGACAGACUCUGGGACAUCUCGCAUUGAAGUGGCAAAUUUGGAUGGAACGCAUAGGAAGGUACUCCUUUGGAAGAACCUAGAAAAACCUCGUGCAAUUGCUCUUCAUCCCAUGGAGGGUACCAUCUACUGGACAGAUUGGGGAAAUACUCCUCGCAUUGAAUACUCUAACAUGGAUGGCUCCAAUCGGCGCACUAUUGCUGACACUCAUCUCUUUUGGCCAAAUGGGCUAACUAUUGACUAUGCAGGGCAUCGGAUGUACUGGGUAGAUGCCAAACAUCAUGUUAUUGAGAGGGCUGAUUUGGAUGGAAAGAACAGGAAGGCUGUUAUUAGUCAAGGCCUUCCACAUCCAUUUGCUAUCACUGUAUUUGAAGAUAGCUUGUACUGGACAGAUUGGCAUACCAAGAGUAUAAACAGUGCCAACAAAUUUACUGGAAAAAAUCAGGAGAUCAUCCGCAAUAAGCUUCACUUCCCAAUGGAUAUCCAUACUCUGCAUCCUCAACGCCAACCAGCAGGGAGAAAUCGCUGUGGAACCAACAAUGGUGGCUGCACUCAUCUGUGUUUACCAAAUAACAAGGGCUAUACCUGUGCCUGCCCCACAGGUUUUCGGAAGACUGGUGGCCAUACCUGUGCCCAGAGUCUUGACAAGUUCCUGCUUUUUGCCCGAAGGAUGGACAUCCGUCGUAUCAGCUUCGACACAGAAGACUUGUCUGAUGUCGUCAUCCCCUUGGCAGAUGUGCGCAGUGCUGUGGCUCUGGACUGGGAUGCACAGGGUGACUAUGUCUACUGGACAGAUGUUAGCACUGAUUCCAUUAGUCGGGCAAAAUGGAAUGGAACAGGCCAGGAGAUUGUGGCGGACAGCAGUCUUGAAAGCCCAGCUGGUCUUGCUGUUGAUUGGGUGACCAACAAGUUGUACUGGACAGAUGCAGGAACAGACCGGAUAGAGGUAUCUAACAUAGAUGGGACCAUGAGGACUGUUCUAAUAUGGGAAAAUUUAGACAGACCAAGAGAUAUUGUGGUGGACCCUGUUGGAGGGUUCAUGUACUGGACUGACUGGGGAGCUAACCCAAAGAUUGAGCGUGCAGGAAUGGAUGCCUCUAAUCGCUUGGUGAUCAUCUCUUCCAACCUGACCUGGCCCAACGGACUGGCUAUUGACUAUGAGUCUCAACGCCUAUACUGGGCAGAUGCUGGCAUGAAGACAAUUGAGUAUGCUGACCUGGAUGGCAGUGAUAGGAAGAUAUUGAUCGGGAGCAACUUGCCUCACCCAUUUGGGCUUACUCUGUAUGGAGCUCGGAUCUACUGGACAGACUGGCAGGCCAAAAGCAUCCAGAGUGCUGACAAAAAGACAGGGCAGGAUCGUGAGACUCUACAGGACAACCUAGAAAACCUUAUGGACAUCCAUGUCUUCCAUCGGCACAGACCUGCAGUACACACACCAUGCCAGUUUAAUAAUGGUGGAUGCAGUCAUCUUUGUCUCUUGGCUCCUCUUCCUAAAGGCUACAGCUGUUCUUGUCCUACUGGUAUCAACCUACAACCAGAUGGCAGAACAUGUUUAUCUGGAAUGACUAGCUUCCUGAUCUUUGCAAGAAGGUCAGACAUUCGUCUGGUUUCACUUGACAUCCCAUAUUUUGCUGAUGUAGUUGUCUCCGUCAAUGUUACCAUGAAAAAUACCAUUGCCAUUGGAGCUGAUCCUGAAGAAGGAAAGGUUUAUUGGUCAGACAGCACACUGAGGAAGAUCAGCAGAGCUUCCCUGGAUGGUUCUCAGUAUGAAGAUAUCAUUACUACAGGGUUGCAGACCACAGAUGGAUUAGCUGUGGAUGCUAUUGGCCGCAAGGUAUAUUGGACUGAUACAGGAACAAACAGAAUUGAAGUGGCUAACCUAGAUGGGACAAUGAGAAAAGUUUUGGUAUGGGAAAAUCUGGACAGCCCACGAGCAAUCGCAUUAUACCAUGAAAUGGGGUAUAUGUAUUGGACAGACUGGGGUGAGAAUGCUAAGCUGGAACGAGCAGGGAUGGAUGGCUCUAACCGCAUGGUGCUUAUUAACAACAACCUGGGAUGGCCUAAUGGUCUAGCUGUGGAUAAAGCUGGAUCACAACUAUUCUGGGCGGAUGCACAUACUGAGCGUAUUGAGGCUGCAGAUCUAAAUGGUGCAAACCGCCGCACCCUGCUCUCCCCAGUGCAGCACCCUUAUGGCCUAACUUUGUUGGAUUCUUACAUCUAUUGGACUGAUUGGCAAACAAGAAGCAUUCACAGAGCUGAUAAGAAAACUGGGGCUAAUGUCAUCUUGGUGAGAACAAAUCUGCCUGGAUUAAUGGACAUCCAGGCCAUUGACAGAGGGCGACUUCUUGGUGCUAAUAAAUGUGGCAUGAAAAAUGGUGGUUGCUCCGAUCUCUGCCUCCCAAGCCCUGAAGGCUUCUCAUGUGCCUGUCCUACUGGAAUUCAGCUGAAGAUUGAUGAGAGGUCUUGCGAUCCUUCUCCUGAAACCUACCUGCUCUUCUCUAGCCGGGGCUCCAUCAGGAGAAUCUCACUGGAUACUAGCGAUCACAUUGAUGUUUAUGUCCCUGUCCCAGAGCUGAACAAUGUUAUCUCCUUGGACUAUGACAGUGUAGAAAGCAAGGUUUACUACACAGAUGUCAUCUUAGAUGUCAUCAGGCGAGCAGAUCUAGAUGGCGGUAAUAUGGAAACUGUUAUUGGCCAAGGACUGAAGAGAACAGAUGGUUUAGCUGUGGACUGGGUAGCUCGAAAUCUAUAUUGGACAGAUACUGGCCACAACACAAUUGAAGCUUCAAGAUUGGAUGGAAGCUGCAGGAAAGUGCUGAUAAAUAACAGUCUGGAUGAACCACGGGCAAUUGCUGUCUUUCCUAGAAAAGGAUACCUCUUCUGGACUGACUGGGGACAUAUUGCUAAAAUUGAGCGUGCAAACCUGGAUGGUUCUGAACGAAAGAUAUUGAUCAAUACUGAUUUAGGCUGGCCCAAUGGACUGACCCUAGAUUAUGACAUCAGAAGGAUUUAUUGGGUAGAUGCUCACCUAGACCGCAUAGAGAGUGCUGAUCUUAAUGGGAAAUUACGCCAAGUGCUGAUCAGUCAAGUGUCACAUCCCUUUGCCUUGACACAGCAGGACAGAUGGUUAUAUUGGACAGACUGGCAAACAAAAUCUAUCCAGCGUGUGGACAAAUACUCUGGUCGCAAUAAGGAGACCGUGUUAGCCAACGUAGAAGGGCUUAUGGAUAUUAUUGUGGUUUCUCCUCAAAGGCAAACAGGCACAAGCAUUUGUGGAGUGAAUAAUGGAGGCUGUACCCAUCUCUGCUUUGCAAGGGCUUCCGACUUUGUUUGUGCAUGUCCCGAUGAACCAGAUGGACGGCCUUGCUCCAGGGUUCCCAACAUGGGGCCUCCAAAGCCUGAGACAACUCGUAAGACUUCUACUGACAGAUUUAGAACUCCAACAACCAAGCCCCAUAUUUCUGUGGAAACAAUAGAAGGAAACUGCUCUGAUAAGAAAGUUGGUCAAGGGUUGUGCAACCGAGCAAAUGAAGCAAUAUUGGCAACUGCAGGAGAAGGGCUACAUGUCAGUUACAUCACUGGAGGUCUUCUCAGUAUACUGAGUAUUCUGCUGCUGAUUGGUGCUGUGAUUAUAUACAGGCAUAACAAGUCCAAAUUCACAGAUCCUAAUCUGAGUAAUCUGACCUACAGUAACCCCUCUUACCGGACAUCUACUCAAGAAGUGAAGAUUGAAACAGUUCCCAAGCCAGCCAUAUAUAAUCAGCUCUGCUUUAAGAAGGAGACUGGUCCUGAUCAUAACUACACCAAGGACAAGAUCAAGAUUGUUGAAGGAAUAUGCCUCUUGUCCAAUGAUGAGUCUGAAUGGGAUGAUCUGAAACAGAUAAGAAGCUCUCGGGGAUGUAUUCUCCGCGACCAUGUCUGCAUGAAGACUGACACAGUCUCUAUCCAAGCCAGCUCUGGCUCAUUGGUUGACACUGAAACUGAGCAACUGUUGAAGGAGGAGCAGUCAGAAUGCAGCAGCAUCAAUGCAGCCACUACUCCUGAGCGUCGUGGCUCCCUUCCAGACACAGGCUGGAAGCACCAGCGCAAACCUUCAACAGAAAGUGAAGUCUAAAGCAUAUGCAGAGACUUGUCCCUCCUUCUCUGUCAUUGUUCACCUUGAUCAAAUAGGAUCCUGCCUUCUAUUCAACAAAAAAGCCAGAGACUAGUCUCUUGGUCGUAUAGUGUUCAGGGACUGCCUUUGGAGAGGCAUUUGAACUAGACUGUGCCUUUGUGGCAGAUGGAACACAACUAAGAGACCCUUUUCACUCACUGUUAGUUCAUGUUUAUUUAUACGUCCCUUUAUCCUAGGAGCCGUGGUAUCGAAUUCAGCAGCAGGGUUUGUUUUUUUUACUUGAACUGACACAGCUUUCAUCUGGGCUUGUGUAUAAGCUGGUCAAAGACUCUAAAUCUUCAGUGGCCAGGUUUCUGAACAUAGCCAUUCCUGAUACCUUUUCUCAGAGGGUAUUGGCACUAACUGGAUUUUGCAUUGUACUCCUUCUGUUUUAAGAGGAAAGGGUUAGGGCCAGUUGAACUGCCUGAAGUGAGCAAGGGGAUACAAGAGCAGGUCACUUUCAGAGAUUCUGUACAGGGAGUGCAAAUACAUCUAAAACCAACUUGCAGGGAAACAAACUAUCACCACCAUUUUUUCAAACUGGGAAACCAUUGCUGUGUCUGAUAUAGGAUGUGAGGAAUUUUAGGGGUAAAAUCUUAGUCUGUUGCUGGCAACAGUCAUUGGUCCUGUUACAUCCAUCAUAAUUCCCCCUACCCUUCCUAUAAUAUUGUUCUAAUUCUUGCAAAUAGAACUUACAUAUCUGUUUGCUAGAUAGACUUUUUUCAGUUUUCACUGGGCUUCCAUUUAGUUUUGAAUUGCAAGGAAAGUUCUGGUGCAAAGCUGUUCAAUCAUUCUUUAUUACCUAGUUCACAGGGCCAACUGAAAAUAUGUGCUGCGGAAAUAUGUGUGGAACACAAAGGCAGUCCAUUAGUUUUAAAUAUCUGGAACAAAAUUGGACUAGAGGUGUACUAAAAAUCAAGUUCCAAUUUGUUGUUGAAAAAUAGGGGACUUCUUCUAACUUUUUUUUGUCAGUGUUUUCUCUUUAGAAAUCCUGGAAGGAAUAAUAUACUUGCACCUUUUUUCUCAUAUCUACUGUAUUGGUUGAGCAGAGAAAAUGUGGUGUCAAAAAGUGGGUGUGUGCAAUUGAAAAAUAAUGUAUGUGGAUAGAAAAUAAUGCACAGUUAAGGUGACAGAUGGCACACUACAAAUAAUUUGCUUGUAUAAAAAUCCUUCCCCUUUAACUACGUCAAAGAUGCUAUUACUCUUUCUAUGGUAUAAAAAAGUCAAAAGCUGAGAAACUUCUAUUUCAAAACAUGCACUGUGGGUGGUGAUUUAUAGAACAAAUAAGGUUUUGCACAUUCAUUUGACAACACAGAAGUUCUACGGGAGUCCUAUCUAGAACUAUUAACUAUAUGAGGUAUUCUCUGGGAAAAUGUGAUAGAGUCUCUCAUUCCAGUCCUGCACCUGCUCUCCCAUAAUCAAUGAAAGAUGCAUGGACAUGGUUAUGUCCCUGUGACAUUACUCUUGAUGAAGAGCACAAAUUUCCUGUGCCCAAACCAUUUAGUCAUCUGACUGCUUUCUCAUGUAUAGUUCAAGCAGGAAGGCAGGCAAAAUUCAAAAUGGACUCAUAGACAGCAGCAAGAUAAGUUUUUACCUCCGUUCAAAACCAUUAUCUUAGAACUUUAUUACAUCAUUUCUACCAUGAAAAAACAUAGCUCUUUGUUCUUUUCCAAAUAUAUACUGCUAUCAGCAAGAUGACUUGACAAUUUCCCCAUCGGGCAUUGGAUAAAUCACCUAGAACAAUAAUGCAUGCAGACAAAUAUGUUUUCCUGAUCAUAUAUCAAAGGGAUCCUUUCAGUACAGAGCUUGGUCAUAGCAGCUGUAUAAUGGCAGCAAUGAGGGCUGCUGCUGUUUGUGUCCAGCUGUUCUAAGCAGUAUAUCCUUCCAUAGUACUUCCCAGUUCUAAGCAGCAAGAUCAGAUGGGAAUUUAUGAAGUCCAAUGUAUCUGGAGGGCAUGAAAUUGGGGAAAGUUUUUCAAUUGAGCUUUUGUUUCAGGCUCUUAUCUUUCAAGUCUGGCCAUUAUUGACCAUUGCUGUACCUUCUCUUUGAAUUCUGAAGAUCAUAGGGGCAGGAGAAGGGGAAACAGCCCUACCUGAGACAUUAUUUUCCAUCAGUAUCUAAGACUCUCCUCUUCAGAAAGAGAUGCUACUAAAAGUCAGAUAUGUAAAAGUGAUUAAAUUUUAUGAGCACUUGAACCCUAGAAUGUGGGAUUAAGUGCCCACAUGGCACUUAAAUAUGGCUUAAUGUGCAGAACACUGUUAACAUUGCUUCUAUUUUUGUAUUACAGUGUUUCUGAAAAGAAAGUUGACUGUCUUUGAUAGUCUGGUCAAAGGUCACUCAAUGUAUUGAACUGUACUUUCCAGGUGUAUCGCUCUACAAGUAGACCUUGCUUAAUGGCUGCCCUGUUUAGCGACCAUUCAAAGUUACAAGUGUGCUGAAAAAGUAAUUGUACAACCAGUCCUCGCAGUUAUGACUGUUGCAGUGUCCCCACGGUCUCAUGAUCAUCAUUCGGGCGCUUCACAACCAGUGGGUGUUUAUGACCAUCACAGUGUCCCACGGUCACUUGAUCGCCAUUUGCGUGCUUCAUGGCCAGCUUCCAAUAAGAGUCAAUGGAGAAGUGAAAUCACAAAUUGUGGUCUUGCUUAAUGACCUCUGGUGACUCGCUUAACAAUAAAAUGGGAAGCGAUGUUGUAAGUCUGUCACAGUCACAUAUUUCGCUUAGCAACUGCAUUGCUUAGCAACAGAAUUACCAGUCCCAAUUGUGGUCGCUAAGUGAGGACUACCUGUAUCUGCUAUACAUUCCUUCAGUCUAGAUUUGAAAAUCUGUUUGGUGGCUUUAUAAAUAUACAUUGGAAUAAUUAAGUAGGCCUUCCUCAAGGAGUACCUUUUUGAAAACAAAUUUUAUUAUGGUUAUUUUCUAAUUUCAUCAUGUAAAUCAAGGUAUACAACUUUUUCCAGGCCAACUGGCAUUUUAGUAAUAGACAAAAGGAUGCAAUCCAAAGAGUAGUGGAUAGGUCAGAAAAAGCUAAAUUUGAUCUCAUUUAAUUUACAUGUGGUUAAUAUUAGUCUCAUACCAUAUAUUUAACAAUGUAAUCAUCCUUUGACAGAAAUAACAGUUUCAGACAUUUCUAAUAGCUAGUUAAGAGUCUAUAUUUUUGCUUUUCAAAAAUUUCCCCACUCUUCCUUGCAGAAAUCUUCUAGGUCAAAAAUAUUCUUAAGUUACCUUGCAUAUACUGUACAUUUGAGAUCUUCCCACAGAUUUUCAAUAAUAUUCAAGUCUGGGGAUUGUGAAGACCAUUCCAAAACCUUUAUAAAGAUGUUAGAAAGUACUAAUUAAAAGGGAGUCCUGACUUUUGCAAUCUGCCAUAUACAGGUAGUCCUCAUUUAAUGACUGCUUCAAAUAGCGACCAUUUAGUUAUAAAGGUGAUGAAAAAGUAACUUUGCAACCAAUGCCUGCAUUUGCAAGCUUUGCAGCAUCUCUCUCUUUGUGUCAUGUUUGCCAGUACAGUAUCGCGUCGUCCUAUCCCUGACCCCUUUUUUUGUCCCUUUGCAGGGCAGAGAGAUUGCUUAAAGGAGUUACCUCUUCCUGAGCUGCUUUUCUCCACAGUACAGGGCUUCCCUAAAGUACUAACCACAACUUAUCAAGCUCAGCUCUGUGACCUUAAUUAGUUGAUAGAGCCAUCCAGCUAGCUGGUAGCUGCUGCCCAAAAUCGACAAGACCCUAAUCAAUUUCACACACUAAACACCAAAGGCUUUUGUUUGCCUCCUAAGCAGAUCCUGACUGGUAGCGCUAGUGCAUUCCUUUCAAUGUGUAUUCCCCGUUAUAUGCCUGCCUACUCUCUUAUAAUCCCUUCCUUUCCAAUGAAUGUGAAUACAAACAUCAAUUCUCUUUGCUAAUUAUUCCAGUGCUGGGGUGAGCAUUCCAAAGGACAGGGGAAUGGGGGAAAGGGGCUACAAGAUUUGUCCUUUUACCCGGCUUCCUCAUGAGUUGAAUUCUGGAAACCAUUUGGGAUGAUGAUGAUGAUGAUUUAUUAAAUGUAUAUGCUGCCCAACUCCCAUUGACUCUGGGUGGCUUACAAUCUUUAAAACAUUUAUAGAAUAGAAAAAAACCACCCACACAAAAACAGCAUAAGACAGAAGAACAGCAAUGGCAAAGAAAAUAAAAGGAAAAGGGAACCGAAGGAAGGAAGGGGGGGGGAUCAGUUAUACUCUCCAAAGGCCUGGGUGAAGAGCCAGUUCUUUAGGGCCCUUCGAAACACCAGCAGGGAGAUGUUAGAAUCUUGGGGGGAACUUCAUCCCAGAGGACAGGCGCUGCUACAGAGAAGGUGUACUUCCAGGACUCCAAUAGGUGGCAUUGUUUAAUUGAUGAAACCUGGAGCACGCCAAUCCUGCCAAAUUGAACCUGUUAGAUACUAUAGGAGAUAAUAUUCAUAUUUUUCUGAUGCUGUAAAGCAAAGGAAAGCUGAAGUAAAAUUGUAAGCACAGUCACAGUUGUGAUUUUUCAUUUACCAACCGCUUCGCUUAACAACCAAAUGCCGACCCCAAUUGCAGUCACUAAAUGAGGUCUACUUGUACAUUGUUUUCUUAGUUUGAAUCUGUAAACAACUGCAUAUAAAUAGUAAGUAUGAAUUCAAACUUGGAGAUAGAUACCAUGUUUAACUUUGUACCAUAUAGGAGUUGCAUCAGCUUUUGUUCACUUAGGAAUUCAUUGAAACCAGGUGUGUCUAAACUUAAGUCUUUCAUUAGUUACAUGCGGUUCUAGGGCAUGCCAAAAUCAAAUGCCAAACUGAUAUUCACAGCUUUUUCCUAUACAUAGAGGUAUCCCAUCCUGGAAAUUUCAGUGACCAAGGUCAUAAAUCAGCUACAAUGAUUUCCAUUACCUUAGUAGCCAUGGGAAAAAGGGUUGCUCCAUUACAGAAAUUCCUAUCAGCAAUGUCUGUGAAAAGGCCAAUUCAUACAAAUAUUGCCUUUCUAAAAUCAAGACACAUUUUUUGGGGAUGAGCUAUGAUAGCUUGCAUGUUAGGAAAACUAUGUGAAUCAGCUCUUAGAUAGUCUUCCUCACCCUGAUAACAUUCAGACAUUGAACUCUCAUACCCUCCUAACCAGAGUAUUUAUUGUAAACUGCCCAGAGUCCCUCCUUUGGGGGGUGGGAGAUGGGCAGUGGUAAAAUUUGACUGAUCAAUAAAUAAAUAACCAGCAUAAGACACUAGGUAGAGGGAGUAUAUAUUUUGUUUUACAAUUCCUUUUCCAUUUGCAAGUAUAUAUUUAAAAAUAUAGGUGAAAAUUUAGGUCCAUGUUAUUCUCAGAUAAACGGAUGAAAAAAUAGAUGCUGCACUUUCAGGAGACAGCUGGCAAGAUGCUUAUGCCCUGUACUUUUUCUCAUUCUCAUCUAUAAGGAUUCUCUUAUCCUCAUCUGUCUUACUUUUUUGGAUCUUGGUUAUGGAUUUAAAUGCGGAAGCAUUCAGAAGAAUAAUUUAAAGCCCUUAGUUACUGAUUUUCUGCAAAAUCUCCACUUACCAAAUGCAUUAAUAUUAUAGAAGAAAUAAUGGAGAUAGAAGCCAGUAUUAGGUCUAGUUCAGCUUUUCUUAAUCUGAUGUCCUCCAGAGAUGUUGAUACUACAGUUCCCAGAAAUUCCAGCCUGCGUAUCCAAAGCUGACAGUAAAUUUGGGGAGUUGUAGUCUCUGUGUAUUUAGAGACCAUUGGGAAUUUUCUGAAUUUUUCAUUAUAUGUAUCCUUCAUGGUUUCCAGUUGACUUUUUUUUCUUUCCAGAAAAUUUUCUUUCUUUGAUGUGUUAUUUACUUUGACUUGGGAUAUUUCAUUUAUAGCUAUGUUAUCCACUUUUGUCUGUACAUUUUGGAAAGAAAACAUUCCCCAUUGCCUCCCCAUAGAAGGCAAUGUGGAGAUGUUAUGCUAGCUAUAUUUCCCCCCAGUUAUGGAGGAGCUAUCUACUAAAUUGCCAAAACUUAGUUGAUGUGCAUUCCUAUUAAAAGUUGGUUAGGGUUCCAGCUGACUUUGUCAUGUUUAGGUUUUUCUCCUAUAUGCAGAAGGGAAAACAAUAUCUUAAUUAUAUUUUUAGUUGGUUCCAACCUUUGUGGCCAUUAAAACUUCCUUAAACUUGAGAUGAGGGAUGAGGAAUGCAAGUUGCAGCAAGGCAUGUAGCUUUGUAGCAGCAAAGAUGGCAAUAUCAAGGCCUUUUCAUUUGAUAGAAGAAAUUGCAAAAGAUGAAGCCACUUAGUGAGGGAUGAGAGGCUUUGGUGGUUUUGAGUGUAGGAAUUCAGUUGAUCAACAGAAAAAGUAAGUUUCACCAGAGGUCAAUUGUGUUUUCAUCCCAGCCACAUGUACCAAACUGCACUUGAACCUUCCUUCAUAGAUAAGGAUGCUUCCUAUUGCAUAUUAUUUUGAAAUGUAUGUGUUGACUGUGUCCUCAAAACCCUUUGCCUUACCCCUCCAUUUUACCCCAAACAGUAUCAGCAUGAUAGCAGGAAACUGAAGGAAUGGCACCAACUGUUCUAAUCUCACUUGUGAAACAAGCUGAGCUUCCCUUGUGCUAGCUGGCUUUAGCCCAGUGUUACCUAAUUCAUGGUUCUUUGCUUGCAUGUUAAAAGAAGCAAGUCUCAUUGCACUGGGACUUUAUAGAAUGUGGAAAGGCCAGGAGUGGGGAAUAAUUCUUGAGCACUGAUUUGCUAUGUAAAAAGCAAUUUUUCCUCCUAUAUGUCCUGAGCUAAUGAUAGUAAUUUCCCAGAAUUCAUGUGUAAUGGUUUUAACGUUACUUGCUGGAGAGAUGUCAUUUUUAUAGUUAUUUUACUGCUAUGUUCAAUAUCUUAGGGGAUUAUGAUUAAUAUAAAUCUAGGUUUUUAUAAUCACCUUGCUGUCCAUUUAAAUUGUGAAUUACACAUUAACCAAACCUGCCUCCCUAAACAAAUAAGACUCCACAAAGUCUCAGCUUCUCUGAAGAUGCAAGUGACUUGGGAGUAAUGUGAAGCCAGGGAGAUGAGAAUUCAUUUACACAUUUGAGAUUUAAUGUCAAAAAAUUCUAAAGCUUAAUUCAGUGAGGCUGAUAUUGCCUAGAUUCUGUUUUAAGACAAAUAUAGCAUAAAGACUUUUGCAUCUGUCAUGCUGAUAAUAUAAAAACUUAACGCAUUUUUAAACAGUGUACAUUUAUCUGUUUCCUGCUCCCUGUUAACAAACCUGUGGGCUAUGAAUGUUUUUACUUUAGAUCAGAGUGUCUUUAUUCUCAAUAUACCAUUUCGCAGAGCCGUGUCAUAAAAUCAAACCAAAUCAAAGUUUCUAAGAGUUUUACUAUAUAUCUAAAUAAGAUUGCAAUUAAUCUAAAACAUGAACUGAUUUGUUGUAACGUAAGAACUUACGUGGUAAUGAAAACAGGUACCUCAUUAAUGAAGGUUCUGUAAAAAUCA